Entrophospora sp. SA101 is the source of this 312-nucleotide messenger RNA. The record is from the annotation of a GenBank genome assembly. Lineage: Eukaryota; Fungi; Glomeromycota; Glomeromycetes; Entrophosporales; Entrophosporaceae.
AUGAAUAAAAUUAAAACGAAUACAAAAAAAAGAAACAAAGAAAAUGAAGGUGAAGAUAUCGAUCGUUUUAUUUUAGAUCCAGAUGAUAAUUCUUAUAUCAAUGAUAAAAUAUUUACAAAAGAAGAGCUUGAAGAAAUUCGUGAUUACAAAAAAAGAGAGCUUCCAGAAAUUCCAGAAGAUCUCAUUAAUUAUAUUAUGAAAUUUUCUGAUAACAAAAUACAUGAACUUAGACGCUCGUUGACAAAUGAUAAUGAAUCAAUAUCAGAAAACUAUGUUCGUGAACUUCAUCAUGACAUAGAUUGGUUUACAUAA